AUGCCACGUGGCAGUGUAUUGGCGGUGGUAAAUUGAAAAAUUCAAAUUUAAUUUCCAGGCCAAACAACAACACUCCGCGAUGACGCAAGAACUUCAGGCGGCGUUGUCGAACGCCGUGAAAGAGACGCACAGUCUUUGGGAGGAGAAUAAGGAUUUGCAGGGGAGGUUUGUGAACGACUUGGCCGAACUUCAGCGGAUUCAGUUGGCUAUUGGACAAUUGGAGCAGGAACAUCGCACAGAUCAGCUACAUCAGGUAAAAACGUGGCCUAGAAAUCCGAAAAUAACUCUUUGGUGGCCUAGAAACCUUUGAGAUGGCCUGGAAACCCAAAAAUAUGAUUUUGGUGGCCUAGAAACCCUUUAGAUGGCCUAGAAAUCCGAAAAUAACAAUUUGGUGGCCUAGAAGAUUUUGGAUGGCCUAGAAACCCAAAAAUAACUUUUUGGUGGCCUAGAAACUUUCAGAAUGGCCUAGAAACCUUUGAGAUGGCCUAGAAACCUUUGAGAUGGCCUAGAAUCCCUUGAGAUGGCCUAGAAACCCAAAAAUAUGAAAUUGAUGGCCUAGAAACCCAAAAAAAUGAUUAUGGAGGCCUAGAAAACCAAAAAAACACUUUGGUGGCCUAGAAACCCAAAAAUAUGAUUAUAGAGGCCUAGAAACCUUUGAGAUGACCUAGAAACCCAAAAAUAACUCUUUGGUGGCCUAGAAACUUUCAGAAUGGCCUAGAAACCUUUGAGAUGGCCUAGAAACCUUUGAGAUGGCCUAGAAUCCCUUUAGAUGGCCUAGAAACCCAAAAAUAUGAAAUUGGUGGCCUAGAAACCCAAAAAACUCCCCGUUUCCAGGCUCGUCUCAGCCUAGCCGAGCACCAGAAGCGAGCAAGUGCGCUCUACGAACAACUCACAUCGCGCCGCGCCGAAAUUCUCAAAAAACUCAACGAUGGAACGAAUUACGUGGCAAUGUUGCAGGUAAGGCCUGGUUUUAGGCUUGACUUAGGCCUUUUAGGCUUGACUAAGGCCCGAUUUUUUUGUAUUUAGAAUCAAUUGAUCAGCGAACGGUUGUACGAUUGGAAAAAUCGACAAAAAUUGGCGCAAAUCGGAAUGCCUUUUGAUGAAAAAGAUACGAGUUUGGAUGAAAUACAGAUGGAGUGAGUUGGGACGGAAGUUAGGCUAAGUCCAAGGCUUAGGCUUAGUCAAAACGUUAGGCUAAUUAUAGGCCCUAGGCUUAGGCUUAGUCAAAAUAUUAGGCUCAACCGAUUAGACAGGCUUAACCAAGAAUAUAGGCUAACUACAUCUCCCAAAUCUUGCAGAUUCGAAUUCCUCGCCGAACAAAACUGGCAACUUCACAUGUUCUCAUGUUGGAUGCUCGAUUUACUGCGUCGCGGACCACAACUCAAUGACAACAAUGCGCAGACCACCGUCACCAAUUUAUCCACUCUCACCGAUCAACUCACCAAAUUGCUAUUCAUGUUGGUAUCGCAGAGUUUUGUGGUCAGCGUGCAGCCGGAGCCCGUUUUGAAGACACAACACAAAUUUGUCACCGAGGUUUGACGGUUUUCUGAUAGUUUUCAUAUUAAAUAUGUCGAGGAAAGUAUGCGAGACUUGCAGAAAAUAGGCGGAGCUUGAAAUUUGCAUCAUUUUGAUGCUGAAUAACUUCUAGAAAACCGUGCGAAACUUGCAAAACGGGGCGUGGCUUGCCAUUUUACAAAUUUUGAAUAUGGCCUAGAAAACCAACGUAUUUCUAGGCCAUAUUUAUACUCUUCCGAUUCCAAAUUUCACGGCGAAAAUCAUGAGCCCCACCAUUUUUUUGCAGGUUCGACUAUUGAUCGGCGACAAAUUGGGCAUUCGCCAACACUUGGUGAACACCAAUGUGACUGUGAAAAUCAUUGCGGAAGACGAGGCGAAACAACUAAGCUCCACACACAUGAAUCAUAAGGAUAUGUGAGUUUUAAGAAGCAAUUUUGGCGCCAAAAAUCGAUUUUUGAAUUUCUAAAUUUUCAGCAAGACUGUGGGGACGAUUAGCAAUGAUUUUGAGAAGAUGACGAUGGAUGAGAGGGGACACAUGGCUGCCAAGUUCAAUAAUUCGGUGAGUUUUUGCGAUUUUCGACGUGAAAAUCGCAAAUUUUCGCGGUUUUCGCAUCAAAAACCCUAUUUUUCUACAGAAACUCACCCGAAUCGCGCAUCGCAAACCGCCCCCGAAAGGUGCCGCCGACAUGAAGUGCGUUUUGAAUAUGCAGGCGGCGACGGAUCAAAAAUACGCGCUGCUCUUCCAUAUCAGCCCAUUUCAAUUGGGAAAUUUGGGCAAAUUCGACGUGUGGACACUGUCGUUGCCGCUGAUGGUCACUGUGCAUGGUUCGCAGGAUUGUGAUGCGCAAGUUGCGAUUUUGUGGCAUAGGGCUUUUGCGCCCGUGGUGAGUUUUUUCUCCCCAAAAAGCACCAACCUGCCCUUUUCUCCAAUUUCCGAAGUCGAAAAAUGACCAAAAUUUUUUUUUGAGUUGCAAGCAUUUUUGCAUAGGCCACGUCAAAAAUAUUUUUUUUCAAAAUUUUUUGUCAAGGGUCAGAGCCUAUAGAGCCUAGUUCUCAAGCACCCGCGUCUAGAGAACCUAUAUGUGUAGAACUCGCAUCUAGAAAUAGACUCUGACAAGGAACGGCCCUUGAGAGAUUCUAUGUCAAGUAGCCGCACCUAGAGAACCCCUUGGGCAAGCAUCCGUGCUUUGCGAGCUUCUAUGUCAAGUAGCAAAUCCUAGAGAGCCAAGUUCCCAAGCACCCGCACCUAGACAACCUAGGUGUCAAGGGCCAGUGCCUAGAAGCACACUCUGACAAGCAGCCGUGCCUUGCGAGCUUCUAUGUCAAGGAUAAAAGCCUAUAGAGCCUAGAUGUCAAGGAUGAGAGCUUAGAAAAUUCAAUGUUCAAGUAGCCGAGCCUAAAAAGCCUAGUUCUCAAGUAGCCGUGCCUAGAGAACCACUUCGACAAGCAGCUACGCCUUGAGAGCUUAUAUGUCAAGUAGCCGCUCCUAGAGAGCCUGGUUCUCUAGUACCCGCGCCUUGAAACACAUAAAUCAACCAAUCUCUUCCAGAGUCGCUCACCCAAUACCACCGACAUCACAGCCGUCUCCUGGCCCGAUCUCGCUCUUAUGCUCCGCAACAAAUUCAGCCUCUUCACCGGCGCCCGUCGCCCACUCAGCGACUCCGACUUAGCCUAUCUCAGCGAAAAACUCAUCAUGCCCAACAUCGCCGACCAAAAACCCAUCACCUUCCACCGAUUCGCCAAACAAAAUCUGCGCGACGACGUCAAUUUCAGCUUCUGGGAGUGGUUCUUUUCAAUAAUGCAACUCAUCAAACAAAAAUUGCUGAAAUUCUGGGAUGAAGGUUGGCUGAUUGGUUUUGUCAGCAAACACGAUGCGUCCAAUUCAAUGCUAGUCGGACCCCGCCCAAGUUUCUUGCUGAGAUUCAGCGAUACUCAAACAGGCGCCGUUUCUAUCGGGUUCGUGUGUGAAGAUGAAGUGUCGGCGCAACUUGUGCCCUUCCAUCUCGCCCCAUUUUCGAUCAAAGAUCUCGAUCAACUGAGUCUCGCCUCACGAAUCGCAUCAUGCCCGCAACUUCGCGACAUUCGAUAUCUCUACCCAAAUAUCGAUAAAGAGGAGAUGCUAAGAUAUUUCGAUUCGGAAGAGCGACAUCGGCCUGAUUCGCCAACUGGAUACAUCCAAAGUGAGAUUGUGAUGGUGGCAAAGACUAGUGGAAGACAUGGGAAUGGAAGUGGAUCGCAGGCUCCGUCGAUGUUCGGAGGAGGCGGCGGAGAAUCACCGUUGUCGAUUCAGAGUACGAAGAUUGAUUGGUCGCCGGGGGAAGUGCAUCAGAAUCAUAAUAUUGAUAUGUGAGUGACGGGAAAGGGAAAAAUACUUUUUUUUUUUUUUUUUGGUUAACAUGAGCAAUCAUAUUCAUUUUAACAUGAGCAAUCUUAUUCUUUUUACCAUGAGCAAUCCUGUUAUUUUUAAUAUGAGAAAUACUAUUUUUUUUUAAAUAGGAUUGCUCAUAUUUAAUUUUGAACUUUACAAAUUUAUUCACUCAACUUGAAUUGUUGACCCCAAAAACUUCCCGAAUUUCUGAUUAACAUGAGCAAUCCUAUUAUUUUUACCAUGAGAAACCUAGAUUCUAGAAUCCAUGAGGUUUGGGAGCUGGAAAUCCAGGUUUUGGGCUGAAAAAUUAGACGGCCUUAAAGAUCUGCAGAAAAAACAUUGCUCAUACUAUACUAAAUUUAUCAAAAUUUAAUAUGAGCAGUCUUAUUAAAGGAAUAGAAUUGCUCAUGUUAACUAGACAAUCUCAAUCUCCUAAAAAAUCUUUUUUUUUAUAUUUGAAAAAUGAAUAGGAUUGCACAUGUUAAUCAAACAAUCACAAGGGUAAAAAAAGAACCUUUUCCAAUGAAAAACCGCUGCUGCAGAAAAAAUUCAACCCUCGCUCAAAGCUGGAGGGUUGGGCCUAAAUGGCAAGGUUCCGCACGCUUUUUAUGAGUAGAUCAAAAAAUAUUGUAAGUCUGAAACUCACAAAAAGUUUAAAAAUUUCGAGGAUUUCAUACAAAUUUGGUUUUCAAAAAUCAUUUUGUUGUUAUCAAGUUACUAUAAAAUCAAAAUUUUUGAGUUUCAGACACAAUUUUAGAAUAUUUCUGAAAAGUUAUGAUUUCUAAACACGCAAAAUUUUUUGAUCUACAAGCUGUUGCCGGUAGGAAAACGCGUACUCUUUUUACCCUUGUGACGAUCUUCAUGGAAUUUUUCUGAAAAUGCCACGUGGCAAAUUCAGAUAAAUUUCAGAACCGCUUCCUAAAAUGCCACGUGUCAAAAGUUAGCCUAACUCUUUUUCUUGCAGGGUCGACGAUCUCUCCUCAAUGCUAACCGAUGGAAUGUCAGGCGAUGUCGAAUCGCUCCUCGGUCCCUCCUUCAAACCCUUCCAACCCGAUCCACAACAACAAUUCAGCGAAAUGUCCAUAAAUCAACAUAUGAUGCAACAACAACAUCAACAACAAUUCUAUCCACAUAAUAUGCACCAAUCUAAUAAUCUACAGUAAUCCCAGAGACCCUACAGUAAUCCUUUGACACAUUUUUAUAUCAUUCCAAUUUCACAUAUCAUGUACAUAAUAUUAUUCUAAAUUACCUCGUCGUUUAAAAAUAGCAUAAAUUAUUGAAUGACGAAACCGUGCCAGGCUUGCAAAAAAGGGGCGGAGCCUAAACCCCGCCCCUUUUUUCCGACUCUCAAAAAUUUCCAUAAAACAUUUCUCCCCUCAACUUUCUCCCUGCUCUUUUUUUUUCGAAAAAAAAAAUAAAAAUGACGCGAUAGUAAUGUUGCCCAGCUUUUUUCAGGUCAGUUUUUCGCCGGGUUACUGUAGGUUACUGUAGUUCGCUGGAGCGCACUUUGUAUUUUUUUUGUAAAUUUGAUGAGAGAGCUAGAGAGUACAAGGUUUUGAAGAGACGCAGAGAUUUUCCAUUUUUAUAAAAAUAUAUUUUUUCGAUGUGCGCGCGAGAAGUGAAAAAUCGCGAAAAUUGAGGGGAGGAAAUUGGAUUUGGGUGGCCCGCGCGCGACUUUUUUUAUGGUGAAAAGUUUUUUUUUGAAAUUUUGAGAGAGAGAUGAGAGACGCAGAGAAUCAGAGAGGGCGCAAAAAAUUUUGAACAAAUUCCACGUGGCAAAAUUUAAUUUUUCAACAAAAAAACCUUCAGAGUAGCCUAGAAAUCCAAAAAAUGAUUUUGGUGACCUAGAAACCCGAAAAUAACAUUUUGGCGGCCUAGAAACCCUUGAGAUGGCCUAGAAAUUCAAAAAUAACACUUUGGUGGCCUAGAAACUCUUAAGAUGGCCUAGAAACCCGAAAUAAAGGUGGCCUAGAAAUUUUUAAAAAAAUUUUCAACAAAAUUAAAAAGGAUUUCAGUUUUUAUGUUUUUUUCACAGAAAUCCACGUUGCAAAAUUAGUUUUCAUAAUUUUUUGACAAAAAGAAUUUUCGAAACAUCAAAAAAAAGCCACGUGGCAGGAUUUUCCAAAAUUCAAAUUCAAAAAAAAGGCCCCAAAAUCCACGUGGCAAAAUUUAAUUUUUCAAAAGAAAAAUUUGAAUUUUCAGAAAAAAUUUCAAUUUCAGGUUUUGGUGCUCAAAAAUCCACGUGGAAAAAUUGCAUUUAAAAAUUUUUGAAAUUAAAUUUUUUAGGCAAAAAGAGUUUUCCAAAAUUCAAAAAAUCCACGUGGCAAAAACAAAAUCACUAUUUUCCAGACGAUCGUUCUCCACCUGCUUCCCCUCGCCAUACCUUCUCCAAAAUGUUCGGAUGCGACACGCGACACCGGCACAAAAGCGACAGACAUCGCGCGACUUCUCAUGCAAAACUAUUCGCGAAACGCAUUGCCCGAACCGGCUCCAGUUCAAGUCGAAGUUGAGAUCACAAUUCAGGACAUUUCGGAUAUUUCUGCGAUUACCGGAACUUUUACAAUCGAUUAUUGGAUUAGUGCGAUUUGGAAUGAUAGAAGAUUGAGUUUUGAGAAUUUGGACCCGUGUAGAACGAAUCUGAGUCUAGAUCAUGAUAUGGAGCCGAAACUUUGGAGUCCGAAUGUUUGUAUUGUGAAUUCGAAGAGCACAAAGGUUCAUGAUUCGCCGAAACCUAAUAUUUUACUCAUGAUUUUUCCAAAUGGCACAAUUUGGUUGAAUUAUCGGAUUAGAUCGGAAGGUGGGUGUGAAAGUUUCAAAAAAAAAAGUUCCGCGGGCAGUGGGAUUCGAACCCUGGUUUCAUGCCCGCCAGUCAAAAAUGCUAUCCAGUCGGCCACAUCGAUGUGAUAUCUCUCUUUUCUCCCGAGGGGAAAAUUUUGGUGAAAAGGAAAUUGUUUUUUUUCAAGUGAUUGCGGUUUUUUCUUGAAGUUAGGAUAACUAAUGAAGCUGAAAAUUUGUAAAUUAAAGCAAAAAUCGUCAUUUUUCAGAAAUUCUCUAAAUUUUUGGCUGAAAAUUUUGGAAAAAUGAGCAUUUUCAGCUCAAAUUUCAUAACAAUCCGAAAAUUUUAGAGUUUUUUGAACUACAGUAACCCACCCAAACUGCAAAAAAGUUGGUUCAUUGCCACGUGUCACUACAGUAAGCCGAACUGCAAAAAUCAUCUUUUUUUGCAGUUCGGGUUACUGUAAUCUCUGAAAAUUUUCAAAAUUCUGGAUUUUUCAGCUACAGUAAUCCGAAUUGCAAACAAAAUGAUGGAAUUUUGAUUUUUGAAGUUCGGGUUACUGUAGGAAGCCUAGAAAAGGCCCUUAAAAGCUUAUAAAAACCUUUAAAGGCCUAGAGGAAGCCUUAAAAGUCUAGAGUAAGCCCUUAGAGCUCACAAGAAGCUUCUAAUGCUUAGAAGAAGCCUUAAAGGCCUAGAAAAAGCCUCUGAAGCCUAGAAAAAGCCCUAAAAGCCUAGAAUUCCAGCCCCAUGUCAAAUGAAUCUCCGAAACUUCCCGCUCGACUCAAUCCGAUGUUCACUGGUCUUCGAAUCCUAUUCCUACAACGCGGCCGAUGUUGCACUUCAAUGGCUCGAAUGGAGUCCAGUGAGCACAAGUCGACCCGACUACAAUUUGCCCGAUUUUCGAAUGACUAACAUCACUUAUGGCAAUUUUACAGAGGUAUACUGUACUUACUUAGCUACAGUACUCCAGAAUUGCUUACUGUAGAUGUAUUUCAGGUUUAUACAGCUGGGAUUUGGCAUCGACUAUCGGUUUCGAUACAUUUUGAGAGGCUUUAUGGCUUUUAUAUUUUGCAGGUGAGCAAAAAAAAAACUGUGCGAGCCUUGCAGAAAUGGGCGUGGCUUGAAAUUUGCAGCAUUUUGAUAUCAAAUAUGCCUGGGGGAGAAAACUGUGCCAGAGUUGCAGAAGUGGGCGGAGCUAGAAACAUUUUCUGCAUUUUGUUUGAUAUCAAAAUGUGUUAAAUUUUAAGCCCCGCCCCUUUCUGCAAACCUGGCACAGCUUUCUCCAGUAUAUUUAACAUAGAAAUGUAUUAAAUUUGAAGCUCCGCCCAUUUCUGCAAGUCUCGCACACUUCCCUCUGCAUAAUUAGUAUCAAAAUGCUCCAAAUUUCAAGCUCCACCCAUUUUCAGAUGUAUCUACCCACCUACAUUUCCGUAUUCAUCUCCUGGAUCGCAUUUUGGAUGGACACUCGCGCACUUCCAGCUCGAAUCACACUUUCAGUCUCCUCUCUAAUGGCUCUAACUUUUCAAUUCGGAAAUAUUGUCAAAAGUUUACCCAAAGCUUCUUAUGUCAAAGCGAUCGAUAUUUGGAUGUUUAGUUGUGUUGGGUGAGUUGCUUGCGACUUUGUCGCGCGAAAAAAAUCGCAAUCGCCACAUUUUCCUUCCAGCUUCAUCUUCUUCUCAUUGAUCGAACUCGCCAUCGUCGCCUACAACGACAAAAUUCACGAUCAACAUUUGCGAGAGUCGCGCGUCUCCAUGUCGCACACACUUCAACAACAACAAAAUGGCGGAGUCGCGAAUCGCGAAUCGCAGCCGUCGCGUCGCAGUUUCAUGGAGAUAAGUGCGCGACGUGCAAGAGGAAGCGAAUUGGGCGCGAAAAUCGAUCGGGUUGCGAGUAUACUGUUUCCCACGAUGUUCGCCAUGUUCAAUUUGGUAUACUGGUGGUAUUAUUUGACGACAAGUAUGCAUCCGAUUUAUGACUGA
Molecule: messenger RNA, 8638 nt
Organism: Caenorhabditis angaria
Lineage: Eukaryota; Metazoa; Nematoda; Chromadorea; Rhabditida; Rhabditidae
Source: the annotation of a GenBank genome assembly